GGGGUAAUAUCGUCUUUUCGCAUACUUUCACUCUGUCUCUUCUUCUUGCUUCGGAACAUUAGGUUGGAGUAGCUGUUUCGAGCCCUAGCCGUUGGCUGUAUAAUCUUAUCGUGCUGCAUCACUAGACUCCACUAAUGGUGGCAGAAAGCAAAUCCAAUACUACCACCGCCGCGAACCCGUCCCAUAACAAGAAGAAGAGGCCACGCUAUCUCCCCCACAACAAACCUGUAAAGAAAGGGUUGUAUCCAUUGCGGCCAGGAGUUCAGGGAUUCUUCAUCACCUGCGAUGGAGGGAGGGAACGCCAGGCUUCUCAUGAAGCUAUCAAUGUUAUUGAUUCUUUCUACGAAGAGCUAGUCCAAGGAAAGGAUUCAAGUGCUAAUCUUGGAGCAUUAGCAAACAUACCGUUGAAUACAAAAACUAAAUUUACAUAUUCUGAUUCUUCUGGUAGUGAUGAUGAUGAUUGUGGUGAGUCAGGUGACGAGGGGGAGAAGAAAGAAGUGCAGGAGGCAGAGAAGAAAUUAGAUUCUCAUAUAGAAGGUGAUGCAAAUAAUAAAAGUUCAACAAAUGAAAAGUCUGAUCCAUGUAAAGGGGAUGAUGAACGCCAUGAAAUUGAGAGGGAGGAAAUGACAAACAAUAAUAAAGAGGAAUUAAAAUAUGAUGAGCAUCAAGCUAAGGAAGCUGAGGAGCCACCAGCAAAGAAACAAUGCCAUGAAACAGCCACAUCGAAAUCUGGAAAUUUUGGCUGUGAUAAAGUGGAGAAGUCCAUUGAUAAAUUAAUUGAGGCUGAAAUUGAAGAGUUGGGAGAUAGAAACAAGAGGCGUUUCUCCAGCCUUGAUUCAGGUUGUAAUGGAGUUGUCUUUGUUCAAAUGCGUAAGAGAGAUGGAGAUCCAAGCCCCAAAGACAUUGUGCAGCACAUGAUGACAUCUGCUGCCUCAACAAGGAAGCAAAUGUCAAGGUUCAUCUUAAGAGUGUUGCCAGUUGAAGUGACGUGCUAUUGUUCAGAAGAGGACAUUACAAGAGCAAUAAAACCAAUUAUUGCUGGAUACUUUCCAGUGGAAGUUCAAACUCCACAAAAGUUUGCAGUGUUGUAUGAUGCUCGCGCAAAUACUGGUAUUGAGAGAAUGAAAAUCAUAAAUGCUGUAGCAAAAUCUGUUCCUGGACCUCACAAAGUCGAUCUUAAUAAUCCGGACAAGACUAUUGUGGUGCAGAUUGUCAAGACCGUGUGCUUGAUUGGAGUCGUCGAGAAGUACAAGGAGUUGGCCAAGUACAACUUGAGGCAGCUCACAUCACCCCAACAGUAGUAGUUUGUUUUAGCAUGGAAUUUUUGUAGGUUCUCAGAGUAUUAGAAUAAUUUAUAGGGGUUUAAAUGAAUGAGAAUGACAAAUACAAAAUAAUGGAUGUUAUUUGAGAAAAUGCAAGUCUAAAUCUUCCUUUUCUCAUUUUUAUUUGAUACUGGUGAGAAUUGUUGAGACUACUUUGUAAAA
Messenger RNA from Malania oleifera, 1484 nucleotides. RefSeq lists its product as uncharacterized. Bases 135 to 1301 code for a protein of 388 amino acids. Gene Ontology annotation, molecular function: RNA binding. NCBI's taxonomy places the organism in Eukaryota, Viridiplantae, Streptophyta, Magnoliopsida, Santalales, Ximeniaceae. The record is from RefSeq and is a predicted model, not a curated record. The transcript is spliced from 7 exons. Gene Ontology annotation, biological process: tRNA modification.